Messenger RNA from Cylicocyclus nassatus, 517 nucleotides. The record is from the annotation of a GenBank genome assembly. NCBI's taxonomy places the organism in Eukaryota, Metazoa, Nematoda, Chromadorea, Rhabditida, Strongylidae.
AGAUAUGUCAAGGGUUGGGUCCGCUGUUGUCACCUACUUCCGAAGGCAUAGCAGAAAAGAAUGGAUGGAUUAUUUUAUGUCUACCCAUUUCUGGGGUCCUGUCGCUAACUGGGGUAUUCCUCUUGCGGCACUCGCUGAUCUAAAGAAAAAUCCCGACAUGAUCUCUGGAAACAUGACUGUGGCACUAUGCUUAUACUCUUCUGUCUUUAUGAGGUUCGCAUGGCAUGUUCAACCGCGCAACCUUCUGCUCUUCGCUUGUCAUUUUACAAAUCUUUCUGCUCAAUCUGCUCAGCUUGCUCGAUAUCUGAACCACAACUAUCUACACAUUGUUGAAGAUCCUAUCGCGAAGAAAGAACGUUUGAAUGAGGAAAGCGGAAGCAGAGUCAUGGCCCUACACGGCAAAAUAUGAUCACAAAAUUGUAUAAUCUAGAAAGCUGUGAGUGUUCUGAUGAUUAUAUAGGUACCAGUUUAUUAGAUUGCUCCACUUAGUCCACAUUUCUAGCUGCAAGUGUACGGG